This is a messenger RNA of Amphimedon queenslandica, 572 nucleotides long. RefSeq names its product 60S ribosomal protein L27a-like. Gene Ontology annotation, cellular component: cytosolic large ribosomal subunit. The coding region runs from base 56 to 505 and encodes 149 amino acids. NCBI's taxonomy places the organism in Eukaryota, Metazoa, Porifera, Demospongiae, Haplosclerida, Niphatidae. The transcript has 5 exons. Gene Ontology annotation, molecular function: structural constituent of ribosome. The record is from RefSeq and is a predicted model, not a curated record. Gene Ontology annotation, biological process: translation.
AUCAUCACCUCUCACGUGAGCCUUCUUCCCUUGCGCAUGUUCUAUUGGGAUAAAGAUGCCAUCAAGGUUUAAAAAGACUAGAAAACUAAGGGGCCACGUCAGUCAUGGCCAUGGUCGUGUAGGUAAACAUAGAAAGCAUCCAGGUGGACGUGGUAAUGCUGGAGGACUCCUUCACCACAGAAUAAACUUUGACAAAUAUCAUCCUGGUUAUUUUGGCAAAGUUGGUAUGAGAUACUUUCAUCUCACCAAGAACCAGUACUACUGUCCCGUCAUUAAUGUGGAGCAACUAUGGAGUCUUGUCCCUCCAAAGGUAGCCAAUGAAGCCGAAAAGAAGAAAGAAGAGGGAAAGUAUCCAGUACUUGACUUAGUUCAACGUGGUUAUUUCAAGGUACUUGGUAAAGGGUCGUUCCCGAAGCGUCCAUUGAUCGUGAAGGCAAGGUUUUUCAGCAAGUUGGCAGAGAGAAAGAUCAAAGCUGCUGGUGGAGCAUGCGUAUUAACUGCUUGACAUUGUUGCCAUUGUUAUUAUUAUUAAUACAAUUUAUUCUGAUUGAAAGUACUAUGAAAAUACUAAA